AAUUACUGGAGAGUCUUGUGCAAUAUUCUAAUGGACCUAAUCUUACUAGUAAGAUAUUACAGUGAUGUUUAAAUGCUAAAAGCUUCCCUUUCAAACCCCUUUUGUUAAAAAUGGUGGGAGAGGUAUUUUAGCUGUCUCAAACUGAUGGAAUUUCCAAUGUGGAUUCAUGGUCAGGAAAGAUUAAUAAACUGGUAGUGUUGAAUUUGAAACAGAACACUUAGAGGAUUUGCAAGAUGGAUCUGUGAGGAACCCACUUAACUGGCCUACAGAGAUGGAAGAAUUAGUUCAGACCUUUAAUAUGAAGAGGUCUGGGGGGCUGCUUAGUUGUUUGGGUUUUGUUGAUGUUUCCCACACACACUCCUUGGUUAAGUACUGGUUUAAUAACAAUAAAACAAUACUGUUUUAAGAUGUAGAUCAGUGUUUUCAAAAUCCCAGUAGUUCUGAGAUGUUGAGCUGUGGAACGUCUUAGUUGUAGACAUGCACUAGGGAGCCAAAUUUGCUAGUACUUGUUUAAUCGAUGCUGAUUUGCUUGGUCUCAUUUCCCUGAAUCAGUGUCAGAAACAUUUCUUCAUUGGUGCUGUUGCCAAUUGCUGUCAGAGGCCAAGUCCUGAAUAGGUUCCCCAUUGACUUGCCUGGGUAACACAAUGCCAGCUGAGCGCAAGAAGCCAGCAAAUAUGGAAGAAAAAGAAUCUCCGUUAAAUAAUAAAGAAAAAGAAUUUAGUGAAAGGCGACCAGUGAGCACCAGGGAAAAGCCAAAAGAAGAUGUCAAGGUUGGCAUGAAGAGAGAGACUUUAAAGGUUCCUGAAGAUAAAAAGAAAAAACUGGAAGAGGAUAAAAGGAAAAAAGAAGACAAGGAGCGGAAGAAAAAAGAAGAGGAUAAAGUAAAGGCAGAAGAAGAGCAAAAGAAAAAAGAAGAGGAAGAAAAAAAGAAACUUGAAGAAGAGGAAAAAAAGAAACAAGAGGAGGAAGAGAAAAAGAAACAAGAAGAAGCAGCUGCUCAACUGAAAGAAAAAGAGGAAGCACAUCAGCUCCAUCAGGAGGCUUGGGAGCGCCAUCAGGCAAGAAAAGAGCUUCGCAGCAAAAACCAGAAUGCACCAGACAAUCGCCCUGAGGAAAACUUCUUCAGCAGACUAGAUUCCAGUUUGAAGAAGAACACAGCUUUUGUUAAAAAGUUAAAAACCAUUACAGAGCAACAAAGGGACUCCUUGUCCCAUGACUUUAAUAGCCUGAAUUUAAGCAAAUACAUUGCAGAAGCAGUAGCUUCUAUUGUGGAAGCCAAACUGAAAAUAUCAGAUGUGAACUGCGCUGUGCACUUGUGUUCCCUCUUCCACCAGCGCUAUGCUGAUUUUGCCCCUUCGUUACUUCAGGCUUGGAAAAAACAUUUUGAAGCCAGGAAAGAAGAGAAGACCCCCAACAUUACCAAGUUAAGAACUGAUUUGCGUUUCAUUGCAGAAUUGACAAUAGUUGGGAUUUUCACUGACAAGGAAGGUCUGUCUUUAAUCUAUGAGCAGCUUAAAAAUAUUAUUAACGCUGAUCGAGAAUCCCACACUCAUGUUUCUGUGGUUAUCAGCUUUUGUCGGCACUGUGGAGACGACAUUGCUGGUUUGGUACCAAGGAAAGUAAAAACUGUUGCAGAGAAGUUUAACUUGGGCUUUCCUCCUAGUGAGAUAAUUAGCCCAGAGAAACAGCAGCCCUUCCAGAAUUUGUUGAAGGAAUACUUUACGUCUUUGACCAAACAUCUGAAAAGGGACCACAGGGAGCUACAAAAUAUUGAAAGACAAAACAGGCGCAUUCUUCACUCCAAAGGAGAGCUGAGUGAAGAUCGACACAAGCAAUAUGAGGAAUUUGCAAUGUCCUAUCAGAAGCUGUUGGCAAAUUCUCAAUCUCUUGCUGAUCUUUUGGAUGAAAACAUGCCUGACCUUCCUCAAGAGAAACCAACACCUGAGGAACAUGGACCUGGUAUUGAUAUUUUCACACCAGGAAAGCCUGGAGAGUAUGACCUGGAGGGGGGUAUCUGGGAAGACGAAGAUGCUAGAAACUUCUAUGAGAAUCUCAUCGACUUAAAGGCUUUUGUGCCAGCAAUUUUGUUCAAAGACAAUGAAAAAUGUUCCCAGAAUAAGGAUUCCGGCAAAGAUGAAUCAAGAGAUUCAAAAGAUGCCAAAGAUAAUAAGGAAGCACCUGGGAGUGAGGAUUUGGAGUUGGAGCUGGAGAACCUGGAUAUUAAUGAUGAUCCUCUGGAGUUAGACUGUGGAGAUGAGGCAGAAGACCUUACAAAAAAGCUUCUUGAUGAACAAGGGAAGAGAGAGGGAGCAGAUAGCACCGGAGCUGAAAAUAGUGGCGGAAAACAUGCUGAAAGAAAACAAGAGGAUGAAGAAGCCAGUACGGGAUCUCAUUUAAAACUUAUAGUAGACGCUUUUCUUCAGCAGCUUCCCAAUUGUGUCAACAGAGACCUCAUAGACAAGGCAGCAAUGGAUUUUUGCAUGAACAUGAAUACAAAAGCCAACAGAAGAAAGUUAGUACGAGCACUUUUCAUAGUUCCUAGACAAAGGUUGGAUUUGCUACCGUUUUAUGCAAGGCUGGUUGCCACAUUGCAUCCCUGUAUGUCUGAUGUAGCAGAGGAUCUUUGUUCCAUGCUGAAAGGGGAUUUCAGAUUUCAUGUAAGAAAAAAGGACCAGAUCAACAUUGAAACAAAGAAUAAAACUGUGAGAUUUAUUGGUGAGCUUACAAAGUUUAAGAUGUUCUCCAAAAAUGAUACUCUCCACUGUUUAAAGAUGCUUCUGUCAGACUUUUCUCAUCACCAUAUUGAAAUGGCAUGUACUCUGCUGGAAACCUGUGGAAGAUUUCUCUUUAGAUCACCAGAAUCUCACUUAAGAACUAGUGUUCUUUUGGAACAAAUGAUGAGAAAAAAGCAAGCAAUGCAUCUUGAUGCACGCUAUGUUACAAUGGUAGAAAAUGCUUAUUACUACUGUAAUCCCCCUCCAGCUGAAAAAACUGUGAAGAAAAAACGUCCUCCUUUGCAGGAAUAUAUUCGUAAGCUGCUUUAUAAGGAUCUGUCCAAGGUCACCACAGAGAAGGUCCUGAGACAGAUGCGCAAGCUGCCUUGGCAGGAUGCAGAAGUAAAAGACUAUGUUAUAUGCUGUAUGAUCAACAUCUGGAAUGUGAAAUACAAUAGUAUUCACUGUGUAGCCAACCUCUUAGCAGGGCUGGUCCUUUACCAGGAAGAUGUUGGAAUUCAUGUUGUGGAUGGAGUGCUAGAGGAUAUUCGACUAGGAAUGGAGGUUAACCAGCCGAAGUUUAACCAACGGCGGAUCAGCAGUGCCAAAUUUUUGGGGGAGCUUUACAAUUAUCGAAUGGUGGAAUCAGCUGUAAUAUUUCGAACUCUGUAUUCUUUCACAUCAUUUGGUGUGAACCCUGAUGGUAGUCCUAGUCCACUGGACCCUCCAGAACAUCUUUUCAGAAUCAGAUUAGUUUGUACUAUCCUCGAUACCUGUGGGCAAUAUUUUGACAGAGGAUCCAGCAAACGAAAACUCGAUUGCUUCCUUGUAUAUUUUCAGCGGUAUGUUUGGUGGAAAAAAAGUCUGGAUGUUUGGACAAAAGACCACCCAUUUCCUAUAGACAUAGACUAUAUGAUCAGCGAUACACUGGAACUGCUGAGACCAAAGAUAAAGCUCUGCAAUUCCCUGGAAGAAGCUAUCAGACAGGUGCAAGACUUGGAAAGAGAAUUCUUAAUAAAAUUAGGAAUUGUGAAUGACAAAGAUUCCAAAGAUUCCAUUACGGAAGGAGAGAAUCUAGAAGAGGAUGAAGAGGAGGAGGAAGGUGGAGCAGAGACAGAGGAACAAUCUGGAAAUGAAAGUGAAGUAAAUGAGCCAGAAGAAGAGGAGGGCUCUGACAAUGAGGAAGAAGGUGAAGAGGAGGAGGAAGAAAACACAGAUUAUCUUACAGACUCCAAUAAAGAAAAUGAAACUGAUGAGGAGAAUACAGAAGUAAUGAUUAAAGGAGGAGGACUUAAGCAUGUCCCUUGUGCAGAAGAUGAGGACUUCAUUCAGGCGUUGGAUAAAAUGAUGCUGGAAAAUCUUCAGCAACGGAGUGGUGAAUCUGUUAAAGUACAUCAGUUGGAUGUUGCUAUUCCUCUACACCUCAAAAGUCAGCUCAAGAAGGGUCCCCCGCUUGGAGGUGGGGAAGGAGAGUCAGAGUCUGGAGACACAAUGCCAUUUGUCAUGUUAACACGAAAAGGCAACAAACAGCAGUUUAAGAUCCUAAAUGUACCAAUGUCUUCCCAACUUGCUGCAAACCAUUGGAACCAACAGCAAGCUGAACAGGAGGAGAGAAUGAGGAUGAAAAAGCUCACUUUGGAUAUCAAUGAACGGCAAGAACAAGAGGACUACCAGGAAAUGUUGCAGUCCCUGGCACAGCGUCCCGCUCCAGCCAAUACUAAUCGUGAACGGCGGCCUCGUUACCAGCAUCCGAAGGGAGCACCUAAUGCAGAUCUAAUCUUUAAAACUGGUGGGAGGAGACGCUGAUCCAGCAGCAAGUGUCAUUUCAUUAGGUCCUGUAUCUCUGAUGUUGUGGAUAGUGGAGUCCUCCAGCGAUUAAACGAGAGCAGUGGACACAUCUCAGCAUGUCAGUCUAGAGCGUUCAGAAUCGAAACCUGGGACAGGCUGGGGCCGUGGGGCAGAAGCAACAGCCUCCCCUCUUCCCCCCCAACCCCACACAGAACAAGUGGAAGCUUUCAGUCAUGGCCUACCAAAAAAAAAAUUAAAAAAAAAAAAAAUUAAAAAAAAAAAAGCUUUUUGUUAUGGGAACCGCGUUGAGGGUUAAUUUUCUCAUAAGAGCAGAAGUAAAUGAAUGAGAUGGUUCA
Egretta garzetta (little egret) is the source of this 4858-nucleotide messenger RNA. RefSeq names its product UPF2 regulator of nonsense mediated mRNA decay (gene UPF2). NCBI's taxonomy places the organism in Eukaryota, Metazoa, Chordata, Aves, Pelecaniformes, Ardeidae. Gene Ontology annotation, cellular component: exon-exon junction complex; cytoplasm. The transcript has 23 exons. The record is from RefSeq and is a predicted model, not a curated record. The coding region runs from base 645 to 4520 and encodes 1291 amino acids. Gene Ontology annotation, molecular function: RNA binding; protein binding. Gene Ontology annotation, biological process: nuclear-transcribed mRNA catabolic process, nonsense-mediated decay.